GCUUAGUGGUGGCAUUGUCUCGGUGGGUAUAGGGGAUUGCUAAUUAUGAAUGCGCGCGUCCCGGGACGUCCGUCCAGCUGAGAGCAGAUGUGCCGGCGGGAGAAGUGGAUGCGCAGCGCCCCCCUGCGACGCCUGCGCCACCCGCUGGAGGAGAGCCCCGCCUGGGGCCUGGUGGGCGGCGCCCUGGCCGGCGUCGCGGCGCUGCUGGUGGCGCUGCCCGUGCUCGCCGCCGCCUGUGUGCUGCUGCCGUCCUGCCUGCUGGCGCGCCGGCUGCUGCUGCUGCUCUUCUUCUUCUGGAGCCGCCGGCCCGCUGACGGGGAGCCGGAGCGCGUGCGCGGCAACGACGGCCGCUGGCUGGGCUCUGCGUGGCGCCGCUCCGUCAUCCACGCGGUGCUGGUGUUCGAGGCCGGCUCGGGGCUGGACGUGGCGCAGCUGCGACGCCUGCUGAUGGAGCGCGUGGUGCCCUUGUACCCGCGCCUCACGCGCUUGCCCGUGCCUUUGCCGCUGUCGGCGGGCGCCGGCCACUGCUGGCUGCCCGACCGCGCCUUCGACAUCCGGCGGCACGUGUUCUCUGGCCCCGAGCCGCUGGCUACCGAGAAGCUGCUGCAGGAGUACGUGGCGCAGCUGCUGUCGGAGGGGCUGGCGGCCGACAAGCCGCCCUGGGAGGUGCACGUGUUGCGCGGCUACGGCCGGCACGAGGACACGGUGGCCGUGCUGCGCGUGCACCAGAGCGUGGCCGACGGCAUGGCGCUGGUGCGAGUGCUGUGCCACUCGCUGGCCGACUGCCACUCGCUGCGCGUGCCGCAGAGGCCGCACUUCGGGGCGGUGGCGUUCGCGGCGAGCGUGGUGCGGGCGUGCCUGUCCGGCCCGCUCACGCUGCUGCAAGCUGCACGGGGCGAGCCACCGUCGCCUGGUCCGCGGCCAUAG
Messenger RNA from Bacillus rossius redtenbacheri, 927 nucleotides. RefSeq lists its product as uncharacterized. NCBI's taxonomy places the organism in Eukaryota, Metazoa, Arthropoda, Insecta, Phasmatodea, Bacillidae. The record is from RefSeq and is a predicted model, not a curated record. Bases 88 to 927 code for a protein of 279 amino acids. Gene Ontology annotation, molecular function: diacylglycerol O-acyltransferase activity. Gene Ontology annotation, cellular component: plasma membrane. Gene Ontology annotation, biological process: triglyceride biosynthetic process. The transcript is spliced from 6 exons.